Molecule: messenger RNA, 651 nt
Organism: Fragaria vesca subsp. vesca
Lineage: Eukaryota; Viridiplantae; Streptophyta; Magnoliopsida; Rosales; Rosaceae
Product: glutathione S-transferase U7-like
Exons: 2
Coding region: 1-651 (216 amino acids)
Biological process (GO): glutathione metabolic process
Cellular component (GO): cytoplasm
Molecular function (GO): glutathione transferase activity
Source: RefSeq, a predicted model, not a curated record
AUGGCAGAGGUUAAAGUUCUUGGAGCAUCUCUGAGUCUUUUUUGCUGCAGAAUUGAAUGGGCACUGAAGCACAAAGUGAUAACCUAUGAGUACAUAGAAGAAGACUUGAGGAACAAGAGUACCCUGCUCCUCAAGUCAAACCCUGUCCAUAAGAAAAUCCCAGUGCUUCUGCACGGUGAUAAACCAGUUGCGGAGUCCCUUGUCAUCCUUGAGUAUAUAGAUGAAACAUGGAGGGAGAACCCUCUAUUGCCAGAUGAUCCUUUUGAAAAAGCAAUGGUGCGAUUUUGGGCAAAAUAUGUUGACGAGAAGUGUGUGAUCAGUGCAUGGACUGCUAGCCGUACUAAAGGCCAUGAACAAGAGAAGGCAAUAGAGUCAACACAAGAAUCACUCAAACUUCUGAAUAAGCUCAUUGAAGGGAAGAAAUUUUUUGGAGGAGAAACCAUCGGUUUCCUAGACUUGGUGGUAGGAUCUUUACCUAACUGGAUCAAAUUCAUAGAAGAAUUUGUUGGCAUAAAGCUAUUUGAUACAAAUGAUUUGUCAUUUCUUCAUGAAUGGGAACAGAGAUUCACUGAAAUUCCAAUGAUCAAAGAAAGUAUUCCAAUGAAGGAAGAUCUCCUCAAUUACUCCCGAGCUCAGCAGAAUGUCAAAUGA